GCUUAGAAAACCUUCCCGCACCCACUUCUUCUUGUUUGUUCGCGGUCUCCGACCAUCGAAUUUCCACGUGUUUCAACCGCGCCAGCUGCCAUGCCAGAAUCCAAGGAUAAAAAGGGCAAAGCCGCCCAGGCGUCAAAUGAUGAGGAUGCGGCGAAACAGAAGUUGACCCCCAAAGCGGCCGAGGCGCUGCUGGAGAACAACCCCGCCCUGAAGAACGAGCUGGCCGGACUCGACAAGGAUAAGGCCGCGGAGGCCCUGCGCAAGAUGGAUAUCUCCGAGCUCUUGACUGGUCUGGCUGUUGGAGGCAAGAACCAGAAAGAUAUGGCCUCGUACAAGUUCUGGCAGACCCAGCCUGUGCCUCGUUUCGAUGAGGCCGCUGCCGCUGCCAACGAUGUCGGUGGGCCGAUUAAGAUGAUUGAUCCAGAGAAAGUGUCGAAGACUCCCGAUCCGCUCAUCGAAGGCUUCGAGUGGGCUACACUGGACCUCACGAAGGAGGAAGAACUCCAGGAGCUGUGGGAUCUGCUCACCUACCACUACGUCGAGGACGACAAUGCUAUGUUCCGCUUCAGAUACUCGAAGUCAUUCCUACACUGGGCGCUGAUGGCACCGGGUUGGAAGAAGGAAUGGCACGUCGGAGUUCGCGCUACCAAGUCGCGGAAGCUUGUCGCCGCUAUCUCCGGUAUCCCUACCGAGUUGCGCGUUCGCGAGCAGAAGAUCAAGGUCACCGAGAUCAACUUCCUCUGCAUCCACAAGAAGCUACGAUCCAAGCGUCUUGCACCGGUCCUCAUCAAAGAGAUCACUCGCCGUUGUUAUCUCGAGGGGAUUUUUCAGGCCAUCUAUACCGCGGGUGUGGUCCUGCCAACUCCCGUCAGCUCAUGUCGGUACUACCACCGUCCUUUGGACUGGCUUAAGCUGUAUGAGGUCGGAUUCUCGCAUCUGCCAAAGGGUUCGACCAAGGCCCGACAGAUUAGCAAGAACCACCUUCCGAGUGUCACGUCUACUCCUAACCUCCGCCCCAUGGAAGUCAAGGAUAUCGAUGCCGUCCACGAGCUCCUGGAACGCUACCUGAAGCGGUUUGACUUGAACCAGGCCUUCUCCCGCGAGGAGAUCGAACACUGGCUCGUGCACAAAGGAGGGGAGGCCGACCGGGAACAGGUGGUUUGGUCUUACGUGGCGGAGGACCCGGAAACCCACAAGAUUACCGACUUCUUCUCCUUCUACAACCUGGAAUCCACCAUCAUUCAGCACCCCAAGCAUGAUUGCCUGCGCGUAGCUUACCUUUACUAUUAUGCCACCGAAACAGCUUUCACUGGCGAUAUGAAGGCGCUCAAGGAACGACUUCUGAUGCUGAUGAAUGAUGCCCUGAUCCUGGCGAAGAAGGCUCGUUUUGAUGUGUUCAAUGCUCUUACCCUUCAUGAUAACCCUCUCUUCCUGGAGCAGCUCAAAUUCGGGGCGGGCGACGGCCAGCUUCACUACUACCUCUAUAAUUACCGGACGGCCCCCAUCCCCGGUGGUGUCAACGACAAGAACCUGCCGGAUGAGAAGAAAAUGGGAGGUGUCGGUGUUGUCAUGUUGUAGAGUCCGGUACUCUCACAUGUUCGUUUCGAAGUACAGUACCGAAUCAAUGGGUGUUCUGUGUGGCCGGAUAAGCAAGCGGCUAAUCAAAGUCAAAGUCAAUUGUGACACGACGAAUGUGAAUACUAUUAGCUCAAAUUGAGAUACAUACUUUAGAGGG
This is a messenger RNA of Aspergillus aculeatus ATCC 16872, 1735 nucleotides long. RefSeq names its product glycylpeptide N-tetradecanoyltransferase swoF. Gene Ontology annotation, molecular function: glycylpeptide N-tetradecanoyltransferase activity. Lineage: Eukaryota; Fungi; Ascomycota; Eurotiomycetes; Eurotiales; Aspergillaceae. The record is from RefSeq and is a predicted model, not a curated record. Gene Ontology annotation, cellular component: cytoplasm. The coding region runs from base 91 to 1578 and encodes 495 amino acids. The transcript has 4 exons. Gene Ontology annotation, biological process: N-terminal peptidyl-glycine N-myristoylation.